This is a messenger RNA of Sycon ciliatum, 1554 nucleotides long. Its product is annotated as charged multivesicular body protein 4c-like. Lineage: Eukaryota; Metazoa; Porifera; Calcarea; Leucosolenida; Sycettidae. Gene Ontology annotation, cellular component: cytoplasmic side of plasma membrane; multivesicular body; ESCRT III complex. Gene Ontology annotation, biological process: late endosome to vacuole transport via multivesicular body sorting pathway; vesicle budding from membrane. The transcript is spliced from 5 exons. Bases 137 to 811 code for a protein of 224 amino acids. The record is from RefSeq and is a predicted model, not a curated record.
UCUUGAGUCAUAUAUGCGGAAUUUUUGUGAAGACAGUUGGUUCCUCAGUCACGACUUUUGUUUCCCAGAGCUGGGUGAAGUAACGUUAGUUGUUGGCUCGAUCUUUUGAUCUUGGCUCGUUGACAAUCUAAAAACCAUGAGUCUCGCUCAGAGGUUGUUCGGAGGCGGUGGCGGUGGCAAAAACCAGCCGAAGGCCCAGCCAUCACCGCAAGUAGCUAUUCAAAAGCUUCGUGAGACUGAGGAGAUGCUGAACAAAAAAACUGAAUACUUGGAGCAGCAGAUGGAUGAGCAGAUGAAAAUAGCGAAAAAGGCAGGAACGAAAAACAAAAGAGUUGCUAUCCAGGCAUUGAAGAGGAAGAAGCGUCUUGAAAAGCAGCUUCAACAGAUUGACGGUACACUGAGCACAAUCGAGUUCCAACGUGACUCGCUGGAGAAUGCAGCAUCGAAUACUGCUGUUCUUCAGAGCAUGGGAUUUGCUGCUGAGGCUUUGAAGGCAGCGCACAAAGACCUUGAUGUUGACAAAGUACACGACAUGAUGGACGAUAUUGCGGAGGCCAAUGAGCUGCAUCAGGAGAUCAGCGAUGUCAUUUCUGCACCGGCCGGUUUUGGACAGGAGGACCUUGACGAGGAUGACCUUCUGGCUGAACUGGAGGAGAUGGAACAGGAAGAGAUUGAAGAGAAGCUGAUUUCCAUUCCAGGGGAGGUCAGCCUGCCAUCAGUACCCGAUGUCGAACCAGUUGCAGCCAAGCCGGCCCCUGCCAAGACGCAGGAAGACAGAGAUCUUGAGGAGCUGAUGGCGUUUGCGUCGUAGUUCUGCUUGUUGGCCUUCGCAGAAAGAUAGUUUACUUUGAGGCUGUGGCUCUAGUUUGAUCCUUUCCCAGCCCGUGCUGUUCAUUCUACCGGACAAACACGACCACAGGCGUUUAGAUUGCCGUAUAGUAAGCACACAUACACCAGAGAUAAGUUCUUCUUCCUCCUCUUGCGAGGACAUCUCAAACAUACUCUUUAGACCAACCCCUAUUGUAUAUACCGCCACGUACUUUUAAUAUGCAGCGCAGUUGGAUAGCCGUUGCUUGCAAUAGAUUCUCUCUACCUGUAUGGUCAUGAAAAUUAAAUUAACUUUACUUGUUGAUGCAGGAGAUUUUGUUUGUGUAAAGAUAGUACUGCUGCUUACCCCCCCCCCCCCCCCCCCCCCCCCCCUGUCAAUUGCUGUGUUCCUAGCACUCCCGCUGCUUUUGCUUGCUUUUUUUUUACUGGCACUAUGAUUUGCAUCUAUUCUAUAUUUUGAUCAUCAGACUACGAGUAACAUUAUAGGCCCAUUUGGCAAUCUGUUUUUUUUCUUUUCCUUGCGUUGCUGUUGGUUGCCCGCUCUUGCAUUGCUUUUUCCUGACAGUGUGACUGCUUCACCUUCUUCGGCAUGGUUUUGCACAAGCUCCCAUCAGGCGUGCGUUCAUAUUUCAUUGUACAUGUCAAUGAACACCAGGACGAUGCCUGGCCUGGUAGUGUGUAUGCUUGGCACAAUACGUCGUAUCCAUGUGUGACAUGGCCCACUGA